This is a messenger RNA of Capsaspora owczarzaki ATCC 30864, 840 nucleotides long. RefSeq names its product chromatin modifying protein 1b. The coding region runs from base 36 to 677 and encodes 213 amino acids. Gene Ontology annotation, biological process: protein transport; endosome transport via multivesicular body sorting pathway; late endosome to vacuole transport. The transcript has 4 exons. The record is from RefSeq and is a predicted model, not a curated record. NCBI's taxonomy places the organism in Eukaryota, Filasterea, Ministeriida, Capsasporidae. Gene Ontology annotation, cellular component: ESCRT III complex; multivesicular body.
CGUUCACAUCCGAUUAUUCAGCAUUCCCAAUCAUAAUGUCGUGGCUGUUUAGCGAUCCGACUGCAGAGCUUCAAAAGUCGCUGUUCAACUUGAAGUUUUCAAGCAAGCAGAUGGACAAGUUGUCAAAGAAAUGCGAGAAGGAAAUGGAGGCAAACAAGAUCAAGGUCAAGCAGGCCAUUCAGAAGGGCAACCACGAAGGCGGCCGAAUCUAUGCAGAGAACGCCAUUCGCAAGCGUAACGAAGCAAACAACUUUCUGCGCAUGUCGGCGCGUCUCGACGCAGUGUCACAACGCAUCCAGACAGCUCUGACAAUGAAGCAGGUCACAAAAGAUAUGGGCGGCCUGGUGCGCAAUUUGGACAAGGUCAUGGCCUCAAUGGACCUCGAGAAAAUCUCAAAGGUGAUGGACAAGUUUGAGGAGCAGUUUGCCGAUUUGGACGUGCGCUCGAGCGUCAUGGAGAACUCGAUGGCCGCAGCCACGACGCUACAGACACCAGAGGACCAGGUCGAUGCCCUCAUUCAAAAGGUGGCCGACGAGCACGGCCUCGAAAUCCAGCAGCAGCUCGAUUCGGCAAAGGUCGGCGCGUCCGGCUUGACCGCAGCCCAAGCAGCCUCCCAAGCCGAAGAAGACCAAUUGUCUCACCGGUUGGCGCAAUUGCGUGCCCAACACGCUUCCUAGUAGUUUCGUUUUUGACCUGGUUUGUGUUGUAUUUCCCUGGUUUGUUUUGAGUGAGUUUUUGGGCUUCAACUGGUUCGCAGUGUCGGCGAGUCGUUUUGCUUUUUGUUUGGACACUGUCAGUGGAACUUUGUAUUGCAUCCACCAAUGUAGUAUUCGGCGAGCC